AUGUAUUCUCAGAGAGGCUCAGCAGCAGCAGCAGCAGCAGCUGCUGCUGCUGCUGCUGCUCGUGCUGCGGCAGCUGCAGCAAAAGCGGCGAAAAAAGGCUCAGCGCACAGGCACCAGAAGCCGCCCAGAGAACAGCAACAGCAGCAACAGGGGCGAACAGCAGCAGCAGCAGCAGCAGCAGCUGUUGCUGCUGCUGUUCUCGAAGCAAAGAAACGCCUAAGAAAACAAAGGAGGCACUUUCUGCUGCAGCAAAAGCUGCUGCAGCAGCCUCACUUCGUCACGCGUGACGAAUUGCUGCGGCGGAGAGACGCGCGUCUAAUGGCCUUCGUGCGGCAGCAGCUGAUGCUGCCGGAUUCUGCUGCAGCAGAAAACACUUUUGCUGCUGCUGCUGCUGCUGCUGCUGCUGCAAAGGGAGGCUCGCAGACGCAACGCGAAAAGGCAACCUCCUUGGGAUCGCCAAACGUUGUGCUGCUGACGGAGCGGCAGCGAAAAGUGCUGCUGCAGCGCAGCAGCGCCAGCAGCAGCAGCAACAGCAGCAGCAGCAGCAGCAGCAGCAGCAGCAGCGAUGUGCGGCCACAAGAGCAGCAGCAGGGGGAAAUCCGCAGCGGGGAAAGAAUAGCUCGGGGCUGCGGUGAUGCUGCUGAGCUGUUGCUGCCGGCACUGCAGCAGGAACAGCAGCAAGGGAACUGCCUCAGUGAGACUCCGCUGCUGCUUUCGCACCGCAGUGCAGCAGCAGCAGCAGCAGCUGCUGCUGCUGCUGUGUCUGCGCUGCCUCCGCCCCCAGAAUUCCCCAGCAGCUCAGCGCCGGUUCCUCUUCUUCCGCUGCAGCAGCAGCAGCAGCAGCUGCUGCUGCAGCGGAACGAGAGGGGGCACUCGGUGGAGGGUGCCACCGCAGCAGCAGCAGGAACUGUAGCAGCAGCUGCAGCAGCAGCUGCAGCAGCAGCUGCAGCAGGGGACCUGGUGUCACCCAGAGUGAUUAGUGCUGUCACUACACCGCGAGACACCAUUCGCUCUCUUCCGCAGACCCCCAUGGUGUCUGCGAGGGCUUCAAGAGGUGCUGCUGCUGCUGCUGCUGCUGCUGCUGCUGCUGCUGCUGCUGCUGCUGCUGCUCCUGGUGGGGACACCGGCUUGCGGCUCGAGGCUGUCACCGAGUGCGUCAACCGCGUGAGAGAGGCCCUGAGCCUGGAGAGCAAAAUAUCGAAGCUGCUCAUUCACUCAGAGCGCAGCAGCAGCAGCAGCAGCAGCAGCAGCAGCAGCAGCAGCAGCAGCAGCAGCUGCAGCGCGAGCAACACCUACAGACCCAGCAGCGCCAGCAUUGCCCUCUGCAGCAGCAACAACUUGCCAGAGCUGCAGCAGCCAGCAGCAAAUUCGCAGCAAGUGACCCCAAGGAUUUUCAGGCAGCAGCAAACUCCUCGCCUGCUGCAGCACAACGGCAGCAGCAGCAGCAGCAGCAGCAGCAGCGGAUGCCACACUCCACGGCAGGUUUCCACCGGCAGUGGAGAGAGGAUCUUCUCUUCCGUGCAACAGCACCUGCAGCGGAUGAUGCAGAAGCAGCAGCAGCAGCAGCAGCGGCAGCAGCAACAGCAGCUGCAGCAACAGCAGCUGCAGCAGCAGCAGCAGCAGCAGCAGCAGCAGCAGCAGCAAGAACAGGAUCUGCUGCUGCGUGGGGCUGCUGGGCCCUGCCGCCUAAACCCAUAUGAUGAUUCAGCUCUGGGCAAAUCAAAAGAAAGCCCCAGAACUUCUUUUACCUUUCUGCGUUCUGCAUGCACUUCUCCAAGAACAGCUAUUGGCAGCAGCAGCAGCAGCAGCAGCAGCAGCAGCAGCAGCAGCAGCAAAUGCAGCAUCCUCAGCAGCAGGAGCUUCAAGCAAACUUUGUUGAGAGAAACCGCAGACAGUGUACGGCCUGCAGCAGCCACAGAGCCGGCCGCAGCAGCAGCAGCAGCAACAACAGCAGCAGCAGCAGCAGCAACAACAACAACAACAGCAGCAGCAGCAGCAGCAGCAGCAGGGAAACCGCUGGACUGCCACCAAGAGAGGAUCAUCGUGCGGCACUCCUUCAGCAGCAUCUCUAGCUGCACCCUCACAAGGAGCUCGCAAGCUCAAGACUACGACGCCCGAAGGGGCGGCAGCCUGCUGCAGCAGCAGCAGCAGCAGCAGCAGCUGCAGCAGCAGCAGCAGCAGCAGCAGCUGUCACAUUGCUGCUGCAGCAAAAGGCAGAGACUUGCGCUGACUGCCUUUUGGCUCUUUAAGCAGCAACUUGAAAUUUGGGCUGCAGCAGCAGCAAAGAAGCUCUGGGCGAAAGCAGCAGAGCCUGUGGGGCCACAGAGUUUGCUGCUGCUGCUGCUGCCUUUGCUGCUGCUGCUGCUGCUGCUGCUGGAGGCUCUUGUGGCUCGUCAGCAGCAAAACUCUCUGGCGCAGCAGCAAAUGCAAAGGCCUGGAGUGUGGGGCUGCUGCAAAAGCCAGCAGCAAAUCGCAUAA
Molecule: messenger RNA, 2478 nt
Organism: Eimeria necatrix
Lineage: Eukaryota; Apicomplexa; Conoidasida; Eucoccidiorida; Eimeriidae
Exons: 2
Coding region: 1-2478 (825 amino acids)
Source: RefSeq, a predicted model, not a curated record